CAUAUGCUCUCCCACCAACUGUUUACAUUUGUUUAUCUUGGCCUCUGUGCGCAGCAGGAAGCCAUCCUUCUCUUCAUUUUUGCCUAUCAGACUUCCAUGGAGAAAGGGCAGAGUCUGAGCCAGGCAAACAGAGCCAUGCUCGUUGCAGAAAAAAAAGAGAGCACUGAGGGAGCAUCCUCUCCUUCACCCUGCUCUCCGAAACCCACCGAAGGAGGUGGCGGCCGAUAUGACGUGUUCUUGAGCUUUAAUGGCAAAGAUACCCGAAAGGAAUUCACCGAUCACCUUUACCAAAGACUGAAUAUCGCAGGAAUUUGCGUGUUCAGGGACUGUGACAGCAUCAGAAAGGGCGAGGAAUUUAGUCCCGUGCUUCUCAAUGCCAUCCAAUGUUCCAAGAUUUCUAUCCCCAUCAUCUCCCAACGUUAUGCUUCGAGCAAAUGGUGCCUCCGCGAGCUUGUUCAUAUAAUGGGUUGCAAGAAGAGCAAGUCACAAACAGUUCUGCCCAUUUUUUACAAAGUGGAUCCAUCGGACGUGCGGCAUCUGGGGGGAAGUUUCGGGGACGCCUUCCGUUCGCGUAUGCAUCGUUUCGAUGAGAAAGAUAUCAAUGAAGGGCAACAAGCACUUAAAGACGUGAGUGACUUACAUGGAUGGAAAUCCGAUGAAGUUGCUAACGGGCACGAGGGAGAAUUGGUAGAACUGGUGGUCGAAACUGUUCAAAGAGAGUUACGGGAAGAUUUUUCUCUACUUGUUCCGAAGGAACUAGUUGGACUUGAUGGUCAUCUGAAGGAGAUUAUGAAACGGAUAGACAUUCCUUCCGGCCAUACUAGAAUGAUUGGAAUCUCUGGCAUGGGCGGGAUAGGCAAGACAACUCUUGCCAAGUGCAUCUACAAUCAACUCUCGAAUAAAUUUGAUCAUGUCAGCUACAUUCCAGAUGUUCGAGAAACUGCCCAUCUCCAAAAGAUUGAGUAUCUACAGAGUCGGCUAAUAUAUGAGAUACUACACGAGAAUAUUCCAGUGUCUACAGUUGAUGUGGGCACUAAUAUCAUCAAAUCUAGGUUAUCGGGAAAAAAGGUUCUCAUUCUCUUGGAUGAUAUAGAUGAUGACGCUCAGCUAGAUGCGUUGGCUGGAGAACGUAACUGGUUUGCUUCGGGAAGUAUUAUAAUUGUUACAACUAGAAAUAAAACUGUUCUUGAUCAAGCUAAAUUCCGUGUAGACUACGAGCAUGAAAUGAGUGAAAUAGAUGAGGAGAAUUCUUUGGUUUUGUUUAAUGCACACGCAUUUCGUAUGGACUAUCGUUCGAGUGACCUUGUGGGUAUAUCUCGUGAUAUUGUAGCCACCAUGGGCGGGCUUCCUUUGGCUCUCGUGGUUAUUGGUUCAUACUUGUAUAAAAAACCAAUAGGCAUAUGGGAAGAAUUGUUGAGGAAAUUGGAAGAGAAACCAUAUAAAGAUGUCAAAGAGAGAUUGAGGAUAAGCUAUGAUGCAUUAGAAGAUGGACAUAAAGAGAUUUUCCUAGAUAUUGCUUGUUUUUUUAUUGGCGAAAAGAAGGAACUCGUCAUGUACAUGUGGGACAUCUGUGGCUUCUAUCCAAGAGGAGGAAUUCAUGAGUUGGUACUGAGGUGCUUAAUAAAAAUUGGAGAUGAUGGUGAGUUAAGAAUGCAUGAUCAACUACGAGAUCUUGGUAGGAGCAUUGUUCGCGAAGAACCAUCGCCCGAGAAACGUAGCAGACUAUGGGAGUUUGAGGAAACCUACGAUGUACUAAACGAAGAAAAGGGAACUGAAAUGAUCCAGGCAAUUUCUCUCGGCCACCAUUGGUUCGAUGACCAGAAAUACACAAAGCAACACUUUGAAAAGUUACCAAAGUUAAGGUUCCUUCACUUGUCGCGUGGGGCUUUAAGUGGAGACUUUAACAAAGUGUUUUCUGGACUAAGAUGGUUUCGGUGGAAUGUCCCCAACUCGUUUCUUUCGGUAACUAAUUUGGAUCUAUCGAGAUUAGUGGUGCUAAAUUUGUCAAGCAGUGGGAUCACAAAUGAUUGGAGUGGAUGGUGUUCAAUCACGGAGGCAAAGCAGCUGAAAGUUCUUGAUCUUUCACAUUGCUGGAAAUUGAGAUGUACUCCUGAUCUCUCAGCCUUCCCAAAGUUGGAGAUUCUCAUCUUAAAAGGUUGUUACGAACUGGUUCAAGUCAACCCUUGUAUUGGCGAAGUCAGGAGCCUCGUUUCUUUGGACUUGAGUCGCUGUAGCCAUCUCAAGGUGCUACCAAGAGAAGUGGGCGAAUUAGAAGAGCUCAAAGAACUUGUUUUAGAUUCCUCCGGUAUUAUAGAGAUUCCUAUGUCAAUCGGUUCUCUGCGGAAGCUAGAGAAACUCAGUGCUUGUAAUUGUGAGUCAUUGAGAAAAAUCCCUAGCUCAGUUGGGAAUUUACAGAAGUUGCAGCAUCUAGACAUUCGUGAGUGUGCAAUAUCCGAUCUACCAGAAAGCAUAUGUAAUCUUUCUUCUCUCCAACGUCUUGGACAAGGAGGCAGUAUGGAGCUUCGGUUGGUGCCAGAGCUUCCUUCUGGCUUAACACAUCUGUCACUCUCUUGUCGGGGUCCCAACUUGCCACAGCUUUCCCGCCUAGACCACCUGGAAGAACUUGAUAUUUCAUGGAAGCGAUCUACUUGAACACAUAUCAUAGUUUCCCUCGAGAACCUUGAAACUUUGUGGUGCCUCAACUCAUUUGUUAAAUGAUCU
Molecule: messenger RNA, 2721 nt
Organism: Rhodamnia argentea
Lineage: Eukaryota; Viridiplantae; Streptophyta; Magnoliopsida; Myrtales; Myrtaceae
Product: disease resistance protein RUN1
Exons: 4
Coding region: 4-2652 (882 amino acids)
Biological process (GO): defense response; signal transduction
Molecular function (GO): protein binding; ADP binding
Source: RefSeq, a predicted model, not a curated record